Molecule: messenger RNA, 3234 nt
Organism: Dermacentor andersoni
Lineage: Eukaryota; Metazoa; Arthropoda; Arachnida; Ixodida; Ixodidae
Source: RefSeq, a predicted model, not a curated record
ACGUUCUCAGUUAUUUUACACCUCAAUUAUAGCUUGAGUAUGACCAACUUUUGCCCGGCGCCUGCUGACGUUCCGGGUAUGCCGAUUUGCUUCUGCGGACCGCUUGAUUAAAGAAAAGUUGCGUGACCCUAACCAUGCCCAUAAACUCUGGUCGACCACUGGGAAGAUGGCGCCCUCCUAACCGAACGCUAGUUUUGGCGUUCACUGAACAGGCCCUGAAAAAAAAAAUACAAGAGGCCAUGCUCCAACUUUCCGCGGUGGUGACAUAUCGCGCUUGCUCCGCCAACGGGUCUAGUGAUUCAAAAGUUUUCUCGUCGGCGUUUUCCCCUUUCCCUUCCCCCAGUGUAGGGUAGCAGACCGAACGCUCGUCUGGUUGACCUCCCUGCCUUUUCUCUCUUAUGCUUUCUCUCUCUCUCUCUCUUCUCGUCCGCGCAGAAUGGCAGUGGAGCGAGAACGGUGGGCGAACAAGUUCGAGUUCGUGCUCGCCUGCAUCGGCCUGUCCGUCGGCUUGGGCAACAUCUGGAGGUUUCCCUACAUCGUCUACGACAACGGAGGAGCGGCUUUCCUGAUCCCGUACAUCUGCAUCGUGGCCGCCAUUGGCCGGCCGAUGUACUACAUGGAGCUUGUUUUAGGACAGUUCUGCGGCGGUGGUCCCGUCGCGGCCUUCAACUCGAUGCCCCUGGCGCAAGGUGUGGGGUGGUGCAUGCCGUACGCCUGCUUUGGUAUCGCCGUCUACUACAACGUCAUACUGGCCUACGCGCUGCUGUACGCGUACUACUCGUGCUUCGACCCGCUGCCCUGGAGCUCCUGCGACCCGGCCUGGGCCGACAAGAACUGCUACGUGCGAGGCUCCAGAGCGCUCGUGCCCUGUACCCGAGUGGACCGCGAGCUCUUCAAGACGUUCGAGCAUGCCAACUCGACCUCCAAGGACGCCGUGCCGGUCAAGUGGCACGACACGGUGGUUAUGGUGGAGAACAGCACUUACAGAGCUGCCCUCGCAAACUGCACCAACGCCACGGAGCCCGCAACGCAGCAGUUCUUCUGGAAAAACGUGGUCAACCUGAGCGACGGCAUCGAAAACCUGGGCGAGGUGCAGCCCAAGUUGCUCGUCUGUUUGCUGAUCGCCUGGAUAUGCAUCUUCUUUUGCAUCUUCAGGGGUAUCAAGUCAUCCGGCAAGGUGGUGCUGGUGUCGGCCACCCUGCCGUUCUUCAUACUGGGCGCCUUCCUGGUACGCGGCGUGACGCUGCCCGGCGCCUGGAUGGGCCUCGAGUUCUACUUCAUCCCCGACUGGUCCAAGAUACUGGAGUUCGAGGUGUGGCAGAAGGCAGCGCAACAGGUGUUCUUUUCCCUGAGCGUGAGCCAGGGUGUGAUCUUCUGCCUCGGUAGCUACAACGACUUCAAGAACACGCUCUACAAAGAUGUGUACAUCAUAGCCCUGGCCGAUCUGCUGGUGAGCUUCGUGGCUGGCAUAGCGGUGUUCUCCGUGCUGGGAAACAUGGCGUACGUUCUCGGCGAGGACGUCUCGAACGUCGCCUCGGGAGGCUUCGCGUUGGCCUUCAUCACGUAUCCAGAGGCCGUGACCCUGAUCACGUUCCCGCACCUCUGGGCCAUCGCCUUCUUCGUCAUGCUCUUCUUCCUCGCCGUGGACUCCGAGUUUGGCUUGGUGGAGGGCCUCCUAACGCCUCUGAAGGAUGCUUAUCCCGUCCUGCAGGAGCACCUGACGGCGAUGGGUUUCUUAGUCUGCGUCUUGGGAUUCUUACUCGGCAUUCCCAUGACCACCAAAGGUGGCAUGUACAUCCUGAAUAUGCUGGACACAUACAUCGGAGGCCAGUUGCUCUUGUUCAUCGCAGUGUUCGAGUCCAUUUCGAUGUCCCUGAUUUACGGCGUCAAGCGGAUGUCGUUGGACAUCGAAUUUAUGCUCGACAGGAUCCCGGGAACGGCAGUCAGGAUCUGCUGGCAGUUUAUUUGUCCCAUCGUCCUAAGCACCAUCCUGGCGACGCAGCUUUUCACGUACAAGCCGCUGGCGUUCGGAAGUUACGUGUACCCGCAGUGGGCUGAGGGCGUCUCCGUCCUGCUCGUGCUCGGACCCGUUAUCAUCGGGGUCGCCAUCGCCAUCCAUCACCUGCUCAGCUGCGGACUGGACCUGACCAAGGCGCUGCAGCCGCGGCCGGUGUGGGGUCCCCGAGACCCCGAGACCCGUCGCGCGUACGAGAAGUUCCUCGCAGACCGCGGCUACGGUGCGGCCGCGCCGACGGUGCUGCCGCCGUCGGCCCCGGACACGCUCAACCUGCUGCUGCCCCUGAUCCCCCCGGAGGGAGUCCCACCACCGCCGGUUGCAUGGCUGCCGUCGGCCGUGCCGGCAAAGGCGCCGGGAGAUGCUGCUUUUGGCCAGCCCGGAGCUCCGUGGCCGGGCCAGCCAGGCGUCUAGGAGGCCAGGCCUUGGCGGCGGAUCGCUCGAGCCUACGCCUAAAGAAAAAGAAAAAAAAAUUGAGAGGCGAAAUCCAGCUGGGCGCCUUCGAAUGGUCUUCGUUAAUUUCCAGCUCCCACGGAGCCAGUAAAACUGUAAAGUAUAAGCACAUGUUUACGUAAUUUAGUAUGCGUGCCACACGGCGUCAAAAAAAAAGAAAGAAAGAAAGGAACGAACGAAAAACGGGACAACUUCUCAGUGCCUUAAGGGACACUAAUGAGCGACACUUAACCCAUUUAUUCUGAAACGAUCCCCGACUAGCUCUUUCUCCUCUCCAUGAUGUUGAUGUUUGUGACGACGCGGUGCCUUUCCCUUUGUAACGGGUCACCGCAUUUACAGCGGCUUGGCAAUAAAAAAAAAAAGAAAGAGGGAGGGAAGGCGGGAGGGCAGGGUCACAUUAUGGGGCAGCCGCUCACUACGCGUACUUCUGUAGCGUUUAUCCGGACCACCUCCACAGAAUUGCAGCUCUUCAUCUCUUUCGAGGCGCCGCUUGGUUCGCUCUACCGCUCCCCUGUUAGCCCAUGGUUAACCUCCCCACCAUCGCCCUCAAAGCCUAGUGCAACAUGAACGGGAAUGUCUCCUACACACUGUGGGGCUCAAUUUUCUUGCGCUGCAUCACAAUGAGCCGCGUAGUUUCGUCAGCGCCACCGGAUGCGCGACACGUCAGGUCAGGCCGCUCACUGUCAAUCUAUCCUCCGUUGACGCUCCAGCGUGCGCAGUGACCCAGCUCGUGCCUCGAAGAGCAGGCAGCUCCCAGGGCCAUUCUC